Molecule: messenger RNA, 639 nt
Organism: Knipowitschia caucasica
Lineage: Eukaryota; Metazoa; Chordata; Actinopteri; Gobiiformes; Gobiidae
Source: the annotation of a GenBank genome assembly
AUGUUAAACCCUGUGGGGAACUCACGACAAUCUGGGUCAACUGAAGACCUGCUCAGGGCACUCAAACCUACGACUGAAGACCUGCUCAGGGCACUCAAACCUACGACUGAAGACCUGCUCAGGGCACUCAAACCUACGACUGAAGACCUGCUCAGGGCACUCAAACCUAAGACUGAAGACCUGCUCAGGGCACUCAAACCUACGACUGAAGACCUGCUCGGGGCACUCAAACCUACGACUGAAGACCUGCUCAGGGCACUCAAACCUAUGACUGAAGUCCUGCUCAGGGCACUCAAACCUACGACUGAAGACCUGCUCAGGGCAUUCAAACCUACGACUGAAGACCUGCUCAGGGCACUCAAACCUACGACUGAAGACCUGCUCGGGGCACUCAAACCUACGACUGAAGACCUGCUCAGGGCACUCAAACCUACGACUGAAGACCUGCUCGGGGCACUCAAACCUACGACUGAAGACCUGCUCAGGGCACUCAAACCUAUGACUGAAGUCCUGCUCAGGGCACUCAAACCUACGACUGAAGACCUGCUCGGGGCACUCAAACCUACGACUGAAGACCUGCUCGGGGCAUUCAAACCUACGACUGAAGACCUGCUCAGGGCAUUCAAAACCUACCACUGA